This is a messenger RNA of Homarus americanus (American lobster), 396 nucleotides long. Its product is annotated as proline-rich protein 36-like. The record is from RefSeq and is a predicted model, not a curated record. The transcript has a single exon. Lineage: Eukaryota; Metazoa; Arthropoda; Malacostraca; Decapoda; Nephropidae. Bases 1 to 396 code for a protein of 131 amino acids.
AUGGCUCACUCACACCUGUAUUCCUUCAUGUUCACCCAGGCCCCCCCAUGGCUCACCUGUGUCCCCAUGGCCUCAGCCCCCAAUCUGCAGCUCCAGCCCCUUAUCCCGUCUCCAUGGCUCACCCAGCCCCCAUGGCCACACACCUUCAUUUGUCUCCCACCCAGCCCCUGUGGCUCACCAGCCCCCAUGCCACCACCUAUAGCCCCCCCAUGGCUCACCAGCCCCUAUGUCGCCUGUAGCCUCAUGGCCCACCCAGUACUCUCAUGGCUCACCAGCCCCCCAUGGUCACCCACAGCCCCAUGGCCUCACCAGCGUAGCCCCCAUGGCCUCACCUGUACCCCAUGGCCCACCCAGAAUCCCCCAUGGCCCACCCAGACCCCCAUGGCCCACCUGUAG